CUGUCACUCACUAUGUUUAAACAUUGGAAUGGUGAUUACUUUGACAAGAUUCUGCUCUGGAAGCUUGGUUUAUGCUAUCAGGUGGGGCAUCUCAUAGGUGACAUCUGUAUUCAUCUGAGGCCUGCAUUUGGCAGCUAUAUUAUGAUUAUAGAUACAAAUGGUGUUCAUGAUGUUGCUCUGAAUUUCUGUAGUUGC
Molecule: messenger RNA, 195 nt
Organism: Guyanagaster necrorhizus
Lineage: Eukaryota; Fungi; Basidiomycota; Agaricomycetes; Agaricales; Physalacriaceae
Exons: 1
Source: RefSeq, a predicted model, not a curated record